AUGACUGAAACCGCUGAGGAAAAGAGGUCGUCGCGUAAGAGAAAGAAUGAAACUGAGGAAGUUUUACCCAAAAGACAACCAAAAAGGGCGGCAAAGACCAAGAUCGAAACAGCCAGAGCCGAAACUGCAACCACCAAGGCCAAACAGAAAAAGACUGAGAACAAAAAGAGCAAAUCCGCAGCAACUAAGAUACCAACCGCAAAAUCGUUUCUUGCUAGUGCUCGUGAGUUAAAAGUCGAAAUAUCUCAUGCUCAAGUGGAAGAUGGUAAAGCGGAUACCAAAGCCACCGACAAUACCGAAUCUGACAAGCCAUUGGAAAAUGAUGGAAUAAAGGACAAGAAAGGAAAUGCUGAGGAGGAAACAAACAAGGCUUCUAAUGGGAUCACAACGUUGUUCUUGCUCACAGCCAAGCCUCAAAAGUUUAAGACUGGCAGUUACGGUUGGAGUGCCAAUCAACCUAAGGCCAACAUUACGGUUAUUAUCGAUGACAAACCAGUCGAGUUGUCUGCUACGAUCAAUCUGAAUAUAGCUGUACAUAGUUCUAAGCAAUAG
Paraglomus occultum is the source of this 552-nucleotide messenger RNA. The record is from the annotation of a GenBank genome assembly. NCBI's taxonomy places the organism in Eukaryota, Fungi, Glomeromycota, Glomeromycetes, Paraglomerales, Paraglomeraceae.